Molecule: messenger RNA, 825 nt
Organism: Ricinus communis (castor bean)
Lineage: Eukaryota; Viridiplantae; Streptophyta; Magnoliopsida; Malpighiales; Euphorbiaceae
Exons: 2
Coding region: 1-825 (274 amino acids)
Source: RefSeq, a predicted model, not a curated record
AUGACGCUAAACGAGGAAUGUUCUAUAAUUUCCCAGAACAAGUUAUCGAAACAGCGACAUGAUCCAAUGAGUUUUAGUAUUCCUUGUGUUAUAGUUAACUUAUCUGUUAAUGAUGCUUUAGCUGAUUUAGGGGGUAGCAUUAAUGUAAUGCCGUACAACAUGUUUGUAAAGUUGGGGUUGGGAGAGGCCAAACCCACUAGGAUGAGUAUACAGUUAGCUAAUAGAUCUGUUAAGUAUCCUAGGGGUAUUGUAGAGAAUGUUCUAGUAAAAGUAAACAAAUUUAUAUUUCUUGUUGAUUUUAUGAUCUUGGACAUGGAUGGUGAGAGUAGUGUACCCUUAAUUUUAAGUAGACCCUUUCUUGCAACAUCUAGGGCAAUGAUAGAUGUUUGUGAUGGAAAGUUAAAAAUUAGGGAAGUAUUAGUUGAAGACCCUCUAAAAGUCACUUUGCUAAGGGGAGAUGAGCAUGAGCUGUCAAAUGAGGAAGUGUUAGAGCAGCUUGAGUUUUUGUUAGCAAACAAGCCAAGCAACAAUACUGAUGAGUUUGUUGUGAUCGACAGGAUAAGUGUGCAGAAGUUGAGGCCAUCACUUGAGGAACCGCUGGUUCUCGAUUUGAAAAAGCUUCCACAACGUCUUGACUAUAUGCAUAUGGAUGAGGAUAACGGGUUGCCUAUCAUUCCAGCAGCACGCUUGACACUCGAGGUGAGGGAAAUGACAUUGCCCUCUCGAAGGAAGUACUUAAAAGCGGUUGCUUGGAGGAUUGCUAACAUUCUAAGGAUCCAUAACUUGGCAGUUCAAUCGCAGCAUAUGUCAAACCCGCACAUGUAG